Molecule: messenger RNA, 550 nt
Organism: Uloborus diversus
Lineage: Eukaryota; Metazoa; Arthropoda; Arachnida; Araneae; Uloboridae
Product: C-factor-like
Source: RefSeq, a predicted model, not a curated record
GAAAAACAUGGAAGUAGGGAGCGUUCUAAUUACAGGUGCCAAUCGAGGAAUUGGACUUGAAUUUGUUCGUCAAUUUAUUCAGAUUCCGAAUCCACCUCGCUUUGUAUUUGCCACGUAUCGGUCGGAAGAUAAAGCGCAGACUUUAAAAGAUCUUCAAAAACAAUCAAAAAUUUCCCAAGUUGUCCUUAUAAAGUUAGAUAUUACAAAUCCUACUAACUUGAGAGAAGCAAGAUGCAUUAUAGCAGAAAAAGUAGGCGAUAUUGGUCUCACACUCCUCAUCAACAACGCUGGAGUGAGCAAGCCUUUGCCAUUCCCUCAAAUUACGGAAGAAAACUUAAAUUACCAUUUUACUACUAAUACCGUGGGUCCAAUAAUGUUGUUUCAGAUGAUGCUUCCUUUGCUUCAGAGGGCAGCGGCUCGCAAACCAUCUUCAAAGCUGGCAGUCUCCAGAGCUGCAGUACUGAAUAUUUCUUCAAUGGUCGGAUCGAUAACGAGAACUGGUGUUGAGUUCCUGAAAGAUUUAGCAGUGCCUGGUUAUAAGAUAAGCAAG